Messenger RNA from Candidula unifasciata, 978 nucleotides. NCBI's taxonomy places the organism in Eukaryota, Metazoa, Mollusca, Gastropoda, Stylommatophora, Geomitridae. The record is from the annotation of a GenBank genome assembly.
AUGGCUUCAUUGCUGAACCUGUUUCCAGUGUUACUGGCACUGAUUUGUGUGUUGGCCAGUACACCAGUCCAACGUGUCAACAACAGACCCAUCAUUGGCAUUCUCACAGAACCAACAACUUCUUUGAAGUUUGGAGACGAAUAUGUUGAAGCCACAUAUGUACACUUUUUGGAAAUGGCUGGAGCACGUGUUGUUCCUGUCAGAGGAAAACAACCAGUUGAGUAUUAUCAAAAAUUAUUUAGUGUGAUCAAUGGGGUGUUUUUCCCAGGUGGUGAGGCAGACAUAUCUACGGGUCCCUAUUACCAGUCAGGAAGAUACUUGUAUGAUAUGGCUAUCAAGGCCAAUGAUGCUGGGGAUUAUUUUCCGAUUUGGGGAACAUGCGAUGGAUUACAACUGUUGACAUAUCUUACAGCAAAAAAGGAUGUCCUUCAGAACACAGACACAGAAAACUUAACACUGCCAUUGCAAUUUCAGCAAGGAUACCAAGAAAGUCGACUGUUCAAAGAUGCCUCAGACAAGUUAUUAGGUUACUUAUCAUCAGAAGCCAUCACUCAGAACAACCACCAUUUUAGUCUCCUUCUUCACGAUUACAGCAACAUUUCAACCCUGAACAGUUUCUACCGCUUAAUUUCUACUAGCAUUGGACCUGAUCAGAAAGAAUUUGUGUCCACAUUUGAAGCAUUCAAGUACCCAAUCUACGGUGUACAGUGGCACCCAGAGAAGAACAUUUUCCUGUGGCGUACAGACCAAGCUAUCAGUCAUGACUUCCAUGCUGUUCAGGUCACACAGUACAUGGCUAACUUCUUUAUUAAUGAAGCCCGAAAAAGUUUCCAUCAUUACAACUCCACGGAUGAGGAAGCUCAUGCAGUCAUUGAGAAUGCUUUUCAGACAUUCAUCCCGGAUUUGAAGGCUGAAGAAGUAUUCUAUUUUAACUACACAGACAAUUAUUUUGUGAAUAAGUAUGGUGCAGUUUUGUAG